Octodon degus (degu) is the source of this 618-nucleotide messenger RNA. RefSeq names its product frataxin (gene Fxn). Bases 1 to 483 code for a protein of 160 amino acids. Gene Ontology annotation, biological process: iron incorporation into metallo-sulfur cluster; intracellular iron ion homeostasis. Lineage: Eukaryota; Metazoa; Chordata; Mammalia; Rodentia; Octodontidae. The record is from RefSeq and is a predicted model, not a curated record. Gene Ontology annotation, molecular function: ferrous iron binding; ferric iron binding; ferroxidase activity. Gene Ontology annotation, cellular component: mitochondrion. The transcript has 5 exons.
AUGUAUUACAGAAAGAAUCUGAACUUCCGAUACCUCCACCAGAUUCUAACUGGUAAAAAGCAGAGUGUCCAUUUGAUGCACUUGAGGACCUCAGGAACUUCGGGCUACACAGGGAGUCUAGACGAGACCACCUAUGAAAGACUAGCAGAGGAGACCCUGGAUUCCUUGGCAGAAUUUUUUGAAGACCUCGCAGACAAGCCCUACACAUUGGAGGAUUAUGACGUCUCCUUUGGGAGCGGUGUCCUGACGGUUAAGCUGGGUGGAGACCUGGGAACCUACGUGAUCAACAAGCAGACCCCAAACAAGCAGAUCUGGUUAUCUUCUCCCUCCAGUGGACCCAAGCGCUAUGACUGGACAGGGAAGAACUGGGUGUACUCCCACGAUGGCGUGUCCCUCCAUGAGCUGCUGGCCACAGAGCUGACUGAAGCCUUAAAAACCAGACUGGACUUGUCUCCCCUGGCCUAUUCUGGAAAAGGCACCUGAUGGCCUGCCCAGUUGUAAAGACAUUAAGCCCUGCAAGCCCAAGAUCCCAGCUUCCUUCCACAGCCGAGUGCCUGUUUUUUUUCCAUUCCUACUUUUGAGAGCAGUCAGAAAAUGUGUCAGCUCUGUGAAAAAAAA